Condylostylus longicornis is the source of this 1060-nucleotide messenger RNA. RefSeq names its product collagen alpha chain CG42342-like. The transcript is spliced from 2 exons. The record is from RefSeq and is a predicted model, not a curated record. Bases 130 to 858 code for a protein of 242 amino acids. Lineage: Eukaryota; Metazoa; Arthropoda; Insecta; Diptera; Dolichopodidae.
AUAAAAUGUCCUGAAAAUCAUGGAGAUGAUGAAGGUGGUGGUGGUGGAAGUUGUGAUGGUGGCGGUAGUAUUAAUAGUAAUAAUGAUGUUAAUGGUAUUGGAUACGGUAAUAAUACACAUCAAUGCAAUAUGAAUAGAAAUUAUAAAUUAUUUGGUGGAAAUACAAAUAAUAGUUGUAAUGGAAGCAAAACAACAUCAGCAUUUUCAAAUUUUUUUGAUCCUACAUCAUUUUUUGUUAAUACAACACAACAACAUCCAACAUCAUCAUCAACAACACAACAUACAUCGUCAUCAUCACAUUCUCCUGUUCCACCACCAACAGUGUCUUUAUUCAAUUUAAUAUUUUAUGUGAUGUGCAUUAGUUCAGUUGGUUUCUCCUUAUAUGCAAAUAUACGUCAAACACAUUAUGAAGAUAGGCUACGACAUUUACGACAUCUAGAUGAUAGAAUAACAAUAUUGGAAACAAAAAUUGAUAAUUUUCUACCAUUUUUAAAAUAUCGUCGAAAUUCUAAAUCAACAUCUUCAUCAUCAUCUGGUGGUGGAUUAGUAUCAUCAUCAUCAUCUUCAACAUCUUCAUUAAAAAAUAAAAAUAUAUUUGAAAAUGGUAUUGUUGAUGUUGUUAAUGAUGAAAAUAAUAGUAUACAACAAUCAUCAUCUGUAACAGAUGAUAAUGAUGAUCCAUUAGCUGAUUUUACAAAUGUAGCAAAUGUUGUUAGAAAAUUAUCAGUUGAAGUUCAAGGUAUACAACGUUUAAGAAGGGAUGUAUCACAUUUACAGUUAACAAGACGUCAACAAAGACAAACAGCUGUACAAUCUUCACAAGAAUGCAUGUGCCCACCAGGUAAUAAUUUUAAAUAAAUAAUUUCUGAAAAUCAAUCACGCUUAGACUCUUUGUCCUGAGGUAAGUACUGCAAUAAUAAUAUUAAUUAUAUAAACCCUAGUAAAUAUUUAAAUUUCAAGAAUAGCAUCCAUCCAUUUUAAUUGUAUUGCAACCAUUCUGAAAGUAAAAAUCUGCAAUUGCUGCAGGUUAAGAGUGAGCAAAAAUGAAAGUGGCGAAAGU